AACGCAGUUCUCAUAUGCAGUUGUUGACGUCUUGUCUACUGCGAUAGUUAUGAGCCCGGAUACGUGCUACUGCACCCUUCUUCAAUAACUGCUGUUCACUUGUCUUUCCUCAAGUGUAUUCUAUUGUUUGUUUGAUUGUCGAAUACCUUGUUGAACGUCUUUUGCUGCCACCGUAUUGCUUGUCGCAAUGGCUGCAACCGAAUCGUCUAGUCUUGUGACCAAGACUACCGUCAUUCUUGAGAAGCCAUCUGAUUGGCAAGAAUGGCUGUUUCUUAGGCGGGAUAAAGCUACUCUUAAUGGUAUAUGGGAGUACUGCAAUCCCGACAUGUCGCAACAUGAGCUGAAGAAGCUUAUCGAACCUGUGCGACCGACGCCUGCUACUGUAGCAGAAGGAGUAACGCUUCGCUCACAGCUUACUCAUGAACAACGACUCGACUACCAGGACCUGCUAGACGCCUGGGAAUACGACCAAAAGACCUAUCUGCACCGGCAGAAGGCACUGAAUGAAUUGACAUCGGAGAUUGCGCAGACAACUGCACGAAGCAAUCUAUAUCUACUCGAAGGCAAAUCAACGGCCUACGAACGACUGAAGGCUCUUAAGGAGCACCUUUCGCCGAACACUGCAAGACGAUCACGCGAGCUUGUAGUCAAGUACAGGCACAGUCCGCAACAAUCAAUUAAGUGGGUCCUAGAAGCACAGAUGUCAAUGAGCAAGCUGAGCGAGCUCAGCCAAUUGGCUUGCUCAGCCAAUUGA
Messenger RNA from Pyrenophora tritici-repentis Pt-1C-BFP, 754 nucleotides. The record is from RefSeq and is a predicted model, not a curated record. Lineage: Eukaryota; Fungi; Ascomycota; Dothideomycetes; Pleosporales; Pleosporaceae.